UAUGCUGACGAUGUUUUUAAUGAGUGCUUAAACGGUAAGAACAUGUACAGAGUUGUCGGUAACAACAUCCAUCAGGGAUUUCGUGGGCACAAAAUACUAUGUCCAGUAUAUAGUAAUAUUACAGUAAACACGAUAGUUACUGAUUCUGCAUGGCCCGUCUGUCUGUGCACACGGGGUUACGUCAAGGCGAAUGAAUCCGUGCAAGCCCAAAGCAAAUUUGUGCGUUUUGUGUUUCAAACCACGACUCAAACGUCUUCAGGCGAGGCUCAUGUCAGUCUUCCGCCACGGCGAGAGCGCGUCGCCCCCGCGUCAGCAAAGUCGCGGACAAACAAACCAACAAACACACACCCGGGCUCCGUUCAGCCCGGCGACAGCGGAGACCAGACUGCCCGUCCCCUCAGCCUCCCCACCUCCCCGUCCCCUCCUCCUCCUCCUGCGACACCCCAAGUCGCCCACACCCCUCCCCUUAAAGCUCGGCACAUCAGUCCUACGCCCGCUCGGAGUCAGUCUGUGUCGGCGGCGAGCGGGCCCGGCGAGGGAGGGAGCUUUCGUGAGCUACGUGCGAGGCGGACGGCGGCGCGACUUCGCCGGCAGCUCGGAUCGGCCCCCCUCGCGCUGCCAGGGCGGCCGUGCGUGGCGCGCGAGCGGCAUCCCGCGCGGACACUGCUAGAGGCGUUUUGCAGCGAGAGACAAACCCCCUCCCGAAAGAAAAAAACCCCAGGAGCAUAUCCAUGAGCUCCAACUUCCAGCACUACAGCUUCAGAAUGCCUAACAUCGGGUUUCAGAAUCUGCCCCUCAAUAUCUACAUCGUGGUCUUUGGGACAGCCAUAUUUGUUUUCAUCCUCAGUUUACUCUUCUGCUGUUACUUGAUCAGGUUACGACAUCAGGCACACAAGGAGUUAUAUGCUUACAAACAGGUUAUUCAGAAGGAAAAGGUGAAAGAACUAAAUCUACAUGAGAUCUGUGCAGUUUGUUUGGAGGAGUUCAAGCAGAAAGAUGAGCUGGGAAUAUGCCCAUGCAAGCAUGCCUUUCACAGAAAGUGCCUCAUUAAAUGGCUGGAGGUGAGGAAGGUGUGUCCACUGUGCAACAUGCCUGUCCUGCAGCUGGCUCAGCAACAGGGCCACAUGGAGCAGCAGGGCCCUUCCCAGCAGCCCCUGCCAGGGGUCGAGAACAUGGUGUAGCAGCUUCUGUAGGCCUCAGCGGAAAAUCCCCACGUCAAGAAAUGCACAGACAUACAGUAAAGACAGAAGCAAGAACUUGUUUUCACUAUGCAGAGACCGUGUGCACCUGCUGCUUCUUUUCUUGUCUUGGUGGAUUCACAAAGAUUUUUUUUUCAUUUUUAUUUUUCCCCUUUUUGCGGACGAUGAAGAAUAAAUCUUUUCCUCACUGGGGCAGGAUGUGAUCGUUCGGACUGUUUCACAACCACCAAAGCACUUUCUUUUUUUUUUUCUCUCGGACUACCAGCGUAAAAAAAAGAAAAGAAAAAAAGCUGCAUUUUAUUUUUUAAAGAAACAAACUUUUUUAAACAGCACUUUAUAAAAACUGAACCCCAAUUGCUUGUGAAGUUAUAGAAAGAUCAUUUUUGUAUUAUUAUAAUUAAUAAUGUUAUGACUUUUUUUAUUUAGUUCAGUGUGUACAGAGCCACAUGUAGCCACAGGGUUACAUGUAAAUUAGAAGGGACUUAACAAAAAGGGACAUGCUUUUUAACAGUGGAAUGGAAACAAGAGGGGAGAAAGCAGAUAUCACAUAAUUAUAAAAGAAGCCACACAGGUUUUGUGGUCUUAUCUUGUGAAGAGAAUGUCGAAGGACCUCUGAGGACUGGAAGCUGCCUCUAUAUCCAGAGCAGUGUGGAUGUGUUUGUUUCUCCUCAUGAAAUGUUUUAGGUCAUCGAUGCUGAGCACAACAGAUACAAAUCACUGAGAGCAAAGCCUUUUUCUCCCCUCUCUGGACAUAUCCUCUGUUUCCUUAGUUUUCCUUCCAGCAUUUUAAGGCCACAUCACCUUGCAUGGCAUUUUAAACCACUUUGUAAGCUUGAAGCUCGUUACCAGGUAUAUUUAAAAUAUAUUGCAUUCUGUCUUUUCAAAACAAGAACAACUUUGCAAAUG
Molecule: messenger RNA, 2105 nt
Organism: Lepisosteus oculatus (spotted gar)
Lineage: Eukaryota; Metazoa; Chordata; Actinopteri; Semionotiformes; Lepisosteidae
Gene: rnf24
Product: ring finger protein 24
Molecular function (GO): zinc ion binding
Source: RefSeq, a predicted model, not a curated record